AAUAAAAGGGUAAACAAAUCCACUUGGCGUCACAGUUACGACCUUUGCCUUUCUUUUCCUCGUGUCCCUUCAUUGUGCUUCCCCUUUUUCUCUCUGUUUCUCGCGGAAAAAAGAGAGAUUCCCAGAAAAUGCGUUGAUUUCUUCUUCUCCGUCCUCGGAUGAUGAAGAGAAAUUGGCCGGAAAUCGGAUGGAGAAUGUGCCGGGAUCGUUCGGCACGAGCGCCAGCUUCGCUCUUCGCUUCGGUCAAAUCGUUUUCUCUUCCGCUUCGCUUCUCUUCAUGUGCUUCGACUAUGGAUUCUACGACUACACUGCCUUCUGCUAUUUGGUGACUGUAAUGGGACUGGUGACUCCAUGGAGUAUGACACUGGCACUCUUUGACGCCUACUCUGUACUUGUGAAACGCCUUCCUCCACAAGCAAGAGUGCUGUCCAUUGUUGUUUCUGGAGAUUUUGUUCUGUCCUUUCUCUCCCUAGGCGGUGCCUGUGCCGUGGCCAGCGUCACAGAACUAUUGCUUGAAGCUGGCGGGCCGUUCUGCCGCAAGAAGCUCUGCAGCAGAUACCAACUCUCGGCCGCAAUGGCCUUCUUGUCGUGGUUUUUGUCAUUCGUUUCGACCAUUUUCAAUCUCUGGAUUCUACCUUCAGCAUAUUCUUGACUGGAAAAGAGAGAGAGUAUAUAGUAUAUACGUGCAGGAUGAAUCAAAGGCGGCGGGGGCAGGCGGGGGCGGAAUAAGAGAUUGUGUUGAAAGCUGCUAGGGAUACGUGGGAAGUGUGGAAGGUUGAGACUCGGGAAAGGAUCCACAGAAGUCAGUAGAUCACACUUUUGUUUCUUUGUAUUAUAAAAUAAAUUG
This is a messenger RNA of Tarenaya hassleriana, 847 nucleotides long. Its product is annotated as CASP-like protein ARALYDRAFT_485429. Bases 188 to 652 code for a protein of 154 amino acids. Gene Ontology annotation, cellular component: membrane. The transcript is spliced from 3 exons. NCBI's taxonomy places the organism in Eukaryota, Viridiplantae, Streptophyta, Magnoliopsida, Brassicales, Cleomaceae. The record is from RefSeq and is a predicted model, not a curated record.